AUGUUUUCUGCAAUCAUUACCUCCUGGGGUGAAUCACCUAAAUACACUCAAGUGCUCGUGCCAUCGUCCAACUCAGAUGAAGUUCCGGUCAAAGUCAUCUGUUCAGGCCUGCAUAUCGUGGUCCGCUCCAUCGCCAGCGGCAACCAUUACGCCUCUGGAGAUCUUCCCUACACCCCCGGAAUCGAUGGCAUAGGUCGCCGCCUUUCCGACAACAAAAUCGUCUACUUCAUCAGCUUCCCUAGUGGUGGCUUUCAAGAGAUCCUCAAUGUCGAGCAAAGGAAGAUGGUAGAGUUGCCCGAGGGCGUGGACCACUAUCAAGUUGCUGGUUAUGCCAAUCCUGCAUUGUCUAGCUGGAUGGCAUUGACCGCACGAACAAAAGAGCUACCUGAAAACUUUACUGUGCUUAUCAUGGGAGCCACCAGUGCUAGCGGCAAGGUUGCUGUCGAAGUUGCACGGGCUAUAGGCGCUGGAAAGGUCAUCGGUAUGUCUCGUAACCCCAAGACAUUGUCAAAAGUCGGUGUUGACGAAAUGAUCGUCCUUGACGACAAUGUUUCGAACACCGAUUGUAGUGCUGCAGCUGAAGCAGAUGUCAUCCUCGACUAUCUGUACGGAUCUGUUGCGCAACAUGUGCUUUCUACUGUCAACUUUACACGUCCAGUGCAGUAUGUACAUAUUGGAGGUCUUGCGGGCACAGAGAUGGUGUUGCCAGGCCAUGUACUCAGGUCCAAGGAUAUUACUAUUCGCGGUGCCGGACCUGGCAGUUGGUCUCGCGAAGCCAUGCGCCCAGAGGUCCCUAGGAUUCUGAACGCUUUCAAGACGUUCAAGAAGCAGGAGGUCAAGGUUGUGCCUCUGAGCGAGAUUGGAGAGCACUGGCACAACAAGAGCGAGCGCAUUGUGUUCACACCUUGA
Molecule: messenger RNA, 909 nt
Organism: Aureobasidium vineae
Lineage: Eukaryota; Fungi; Ascomycota; Dothideomycetes; Dothideales; Saccotheciaceae
Source: the annotation of a GenBank genome assembly